Gossypium arboreum is the source of this 2811-nucleotide messenger RNA. Its product is annotated as G-type lectin S-receptor-like serine/threonine-protein kinase At2g19130. The transcript has a single exon. The coding region runs from base 91 to 2556 and encodes 821 amino acids. Gene Ontology annotation, biological process: protein phosphorylation; recognition of pollen. The record is from RefSeq and is a predicted model, not a curated record. Gene Ontology annotation, molecular function: protein serine/threonine kinase activity; ATP binding. Lineage: Eukaryota; Viridiplantae; Streptophyta; Magnoliopsida; Malvales; Malvaceae.
CGACAUGUUUAGUCUCGUGUUUUAAAUAGCCUUUUGAAUUGUCCUUUGAAAUAUCUGUGUUUUCCCCUGCCACGAAAUCCUCUUACAACCAUGGAGCCAUGGCUCAAGCUUUCUGUACUAGUCUUUAUGUGGUUUUCUUUCAAUAGCCAACUCUCCUUAGGGGCAGACACCAUCUCAGCAAAUCGGUCUCUCUCCGGUAAUCAGACCAUUGUUUCAUUGGGUGGAAACUUCGUGUUGGGCUUCUUCACACCAGGUAAGUCUUCCAACUACUACAUAGGCAUAUGGUACGGCGGCAAGGUCUCUGAACAGACCCCAGUUUGGGUUGCAAACAGGGAGAUACCAGUCCGUGAUACACAAUCUUCAGAACUAAAAUUAUCUGAUGGUAACUUGGUUUUGUUCAACGAGUCCAAAGUACCAAUUUGGUCCACCAAUAUUAGCUCAAGCAGCUCAAGUUCUGUAGUAGCAGUCCUUGAAGAUAGUGGGAAUCUUGUUCUAAGAGAUGGUCCCAAUUCAACAACACCUUUGUGGCAAAGUUUGGAUCAUCCCACACACACAUGGCUUCCCGGUGGUAAGAUUAGCUUAAAUAAACGAACCAAUCAAAGUCAACUUCUUAUUUCAUGGAAAAAUUCAGAAGAUCCUGCGCCGGGUCUCUUCUCUCUGGAGCUAGAUCCCGAAGGAACCAAUCAAUAUUUGAUUCUGUGGAAUAGGACCAGACAAUACUGGACGAGUGGACCUUGGGAUGAACAAGCAAGGAUUUUCACUUUAGUUCCAGAAAUGAGAUUGAAUUAUAUCUAUAACUUCAGCUUUCAUUCAGACGAAAACGAGAGUUAUUUUACUUAUUCGCUUUAUAAUCCUGAUACCAUAUCUCGAUUUGUUAUGGAUAUUUCGGGGCAGAUUAAGCAACUGUCUUGGUUGGAAGGUAGCAAGGAGUGGAAUUUGUUUUGGUCACAGCCGAGACAACAAUGCCAGGUUUAUGCUUAUUGUGGGGCUUUUGGCAGCUGCACCGAGGGAGGUUUGCCUUUCUGUAAUUGUUUGAGAGGUUUCCAUCAAAAGUCGCAAUCCGCUUGGAAUCUGAGCGAUUUUUCUGAUGGGUGUGAAAGGACAACCAAGCUGCAGUGUGAGGAGAAUCGCACCCUUACUAAUGGAAAGCCUGAUAAAUUUCUAACAAGCCCCAACGUGAAAUUGCCUCAAAAUGCUCAGCCUAUGACCGCUACGAGCAUAUCGGAAUGUGAAUCAACCUGCCUUCAGAAUUGCUCUUGCACUGCUUAUGCUUAUGACAGUGAUGGGUGUAGAAUUUGGAUAGGCCAACUCUUGGAUCUGCAACAACUUGCGGAUGAUGCUAGCGAUGGCAAAACUCUAUAUCUCCGAUUAGCGGCAUCUGAAUUUUCCAGUUCCAGCAACAAUAAUGGAAUCAUUAUUGGAGCAGCUGCAGGGUCGGUGAGUUUAGUCCUGGUCCUUGUAAUAUUUGGAAUCUGGAGAUGGAGGCGGCGGACAACGAUAAACCCGAAAGCUGUUGAAGGCUCGCUUCUAGCUUUCGGAUAUAGGGAUUUACAGAGUGCAACCAAGAAUUUCUCUGAAAAGCUUGGGGGAGGAGGCUUUGGUUCUGUUUUCAAAGGAACGUUGCCAGAUUCGAGUGUCAUCGCUGUGAAGCAGCUUGAGAGCAUCAAUCAGGGAGAGAAGCAGUUCCGCACAGAGGUCAGCACAAUUGGGACGAUCCAGCAUGUUAAUCUAGUGCGGCUUCGAGGGUUCUGCUCUGAAGGUACAAGGAAGCUGUUGGUGUAUGAUUACAUGCCAAAUGGUUCUUUGGAUGCCCAUCUUUUCCAUGAAGAGAAAUCUAAAGCUUUAACGUGGAAAACAAGGUACCAGAUUGCACUUGGUACGGCUAGAGGCUUAGCUUAUCUUCAUGAGAAGUGCAGAGAUUGUAUUAUUCACUGUGACAUUAAGCCAGAGAACAUUCUCUUGGAUGCUGAAUUCUGUCCCAAAGUCGCAGAUUUUGGCCUGGCAAAGCUUAUUGGGCGGGACUUCAGCAGGGUCCUGACAACUAUGAGAGGGACAAGGGGCUAUCUUGCACCCGAGUGGAUUUCAGGAGUCCCGGUUACAGCUAAAGCUGAUGUCUACAGCUACGGGAUGAUGUUGUUUGAGUUUGUGUCAGGAAGGAGAAACUCUGAACAAUCUGAAGAUGGCAAAGUUAGAUUCUUUCCGACUUUGGCUGCUAGCGUAAUGACCCAAGACGAUGAUGUGCUUACCCUAUUAGACCCCCAAUUGAAUGGAGAUGCCCCUGAAGAAGAGCUAUCAAGAAUAUGUAAAGUGGCUUGUUGGUGUGUGCAAGAUGAUGAAGCUCGCAGGCCAUCAAUGGGUCAAGUAGUUCAGAUCCUGGAGGGUGUUUUGGAUGUGAACCUGCCUCCAAUUCCGAGGUUUCUACAAGUGUUUGGGGACAAUUCGGACCAUGUAGUCUUCUUCACAGAGUCAUCUUCGAACCAGAGUUCACAGACACCGAGCUACACCUCAACUGCGUCUUCUCAGGCUAAGAGUAACACAUCAUCAAUGAGUUCAUGAAUCUUGAAAAACAUUUUCCGGAAAUAAGUUAGGGUAGUUUGGUUUCAUCAUGUGUAUAUAUGUUGUAAUUUCAGAGCUGUUUUUACAUUAUUUUCCUAAUACGCAAGGCCAUUCCUAUUAAUAGUUGCUUUCUUUAUGGAGAUUGGAGCAUGUUGCUUGCAUAAUUUGAGCGAAGCAUUGCUUCAUAGCAUGCGAUAUAUAAAUGUAACAUGGUAUGCAUGUUUCUAUGGUUAUAAAGCUUUGUUUUAAGUAUAA